Molecule: messenger RNA, 3783 nt
Organism: Cimex lectularius (bed bug)
Lineage: Eukaryota; Metazoa; Arthropoda; Insecta; Hemiptera; Cimicidae
Exons: 7
Coding region: 174-3596 (1140 amino acids)
Source: RefSeq, a predicted model, not a curated record
UGGCUUCUUUGGCCAACAAGACAUCAACAUCUGAUUUCUAUGAAAUAAACAGUACACUGUACAUGAAUUUUUUGGUAUCACCUCUACUUCCAUCCAAAUUUUUGUUUUCUGUUUUGCACCAAAUAUUUACACAACGGACAAUAGAUAUAUUCACCUGUACAAAAAAAUGUUGAAUGAGUUGGCAUGAAACAACAGACCAAAUGCCGCGAGAUCGUAAAUACGCAGAUUUGACUAAUUUCACUCUUAGAAGGAAGGGCGUUCCUAGAAGUUUAAGACAUCAAGCUUUUAUAAACAAUGAAGAACUGGAUCUGGCGCAGCCAAGAUGGGAGGCGAUAUUCCGCGAAGCCAUGCCAAAAACCGAGACAAACCUUCUUGCAUCUUUUAUCGACAAACACAAAACGCCCGAACCAAGCAGCGAUUCGGAAAAUAACUAUUUAAUUGACGAUGAACCGUUCGAUCUCGGCGCAACAAGUUCCACCGGGGCCACAGUAAUUUUUCAAAACGAGUCCUACCGAUCCAGUUCGGAGGAGAGAUCAGUUGGUCUGGGAUUGGCAGACCCAGAAAAACGGACGUACACAGACAUUGAUGGGAAGGGUAAACACUCACCCCACAAAAAGUUGAAGAGGUCGAACAAAUUCGAGAGUAACGACUGCCGUGAGGGCAAUUCUGAGUCUUUGUUCCGCGACUUAGCAGUUUUCAGAAGAAAGCCCGACCACAACGACUGGAAGCAUGCCACCAAUUCUGCGCGGAAAUUCCCGCUGAAAAGGGACCGAGUGACAAAAGGCGAUGAUGGGGAUAUCAAAUUUAAGGGAAGCCUGAGUAAAUUCGACGUUGCUGAGGAUGAAUCCGAGCUAAAAAUUCACCAAACGAAAACAAGCAUCAAGCAAGACAAAGGAUCUGCGCACAGUCUAAACGAAAUUAUAAAACAGCGUAAACCGCAUUUCCCAAAAAAGCCAACGUGUCACAAGGACUAUUUGGACGACCGAGAAGAUAAUUUUAAAGAAAUUGACGUCACGAACGUAAAGAGUGAUAAGUCCCUUGAUAAAAUAAGUAGAACAAGCUUUGUUCUUAACGUCAAGGACCAGUCGAGAAGACCAAAUAUCGUAGGGGCAAAGACUUCGCAUGAUAAAUUAAGAAAAUUCAAACUUAAAAAUAACGACAGUUCUACGAUACUCGGUCACGACGUGGUGAGGAAGAACUCAUCAAAAUCUUCGGUGUUUCAAAUCUUCAAAAAUGCCAGAACACAGUAUUUGGUGCCUAACCAAGUGAUACAGAUAUCGUCCGAGCACCUGAUUGCUAAGAGAUGUGCAACUCGUGAUGGUACGCUUCCAAAAAAGCGCAGUGAAUUCAGAACAGGCUUAAACACUUGGGAUGAUAGGAUUUACAGUUCGUCGGAGUCUAACACGAGCAUCGUAGAGAUGCCAAAAACGGCACCGAGCAACUUGGGUUCACCUACAGUAGGUCAAACCGAAGAUUCAGAGUCGGAUGCAUUCGGUAGCAAGUCAGAGACGGUUGGACAAACGGAGAAAAAAAGUUACAAGACUUUUCCCAAUUCUUGUUUGAAGAGUACCUCAAGCCAUUCUGGAAACUCUAGGACCAAAUCGUCCGUGCGUUUCAAACUCGACGAACCCUAUCAGAACAAAGCUCAAGAUAUGGCUCGUAAAUCAGCGCGAAUGGAACCGUUUCCUCACACGUCUGAAAGCUUCAAAGCAAAAGGAGAUUCUAACGAAGGGUCACUCGAAGAAGUUCGCGACCAAAUUGAAAACGACGACGAAAUCAACGUUGAGAACGUUUUAGAAAUCACCGAUCUAACUAUAAGUUUGGCACAGGAAGAACAAGAAGUCGAUAAUGAAGAAUAUCUCGAUUCCAUUGACUGCAACGAACAAAGUGAACAGUUGGAUUCAUCAGUCAUUGUUUUAUAUUGUAACGAUGUAUCCAAAGAUGAUUCUAUUUCGAAAUCUGAAGGAAUUAAUACUGGCAAUUCUUCCUCUGAUUCUCCAUUUUCUUCUGGUGUGGAAGAACAGGAGAAAAAUAAAGUCAAACAACCAGACAAACCCGUUGCCAAAAGCAAGGUACAGUGCAAAUCCAGACUGCCACAACAACAAAAUCCAGUGAAACCGUCAUCGUAUAAAACUGGUAACAAGAAAGCGAAAGAGAGACCAAACGCCCACGCUAAUACUGUUUCCAACCUGAAAACAGUAGAGAAACCAGCGUCAAGAUCGCGUUCUUUAGAAGCAAAAAAGAAAGAAAUAAGGGACAAAUUACUGCAGUUGGAUGCAAAUCUAGAAAGAAAACGCUGCGGCAAAAAUAAACAGACAGCCAGUCAAUCCAAGCCGAACAGCCCCAGGAACAAACCUAUUUGGAAACCUAUCAGUCCAUGCGGAAGCAGUAGCAGCGGCAAUAGACCUCAAUCUCCUACUAGCCCCAGAAGAUUUUCCUCGAAAUCUCCCCAAUCAACAGUAAUUCAGUCGGUUUUCACAGCCGAUAGGAAACAAAGAAGAUUAAUUAACAUUUCGGAAAAAGCAUGGAGACCCUCAUCACCGCAGACGCUCUCUACGGAUGAACAAUCAUUGUCCAGUGUGAACGCUAAAUUCAGAGAAAAUUCGUCUUCAUUAUUUGUAAUAGACGAAAACAAACCACCCACGCCCUCUAUUAGUUUAUCGAGCUCUGUAGGCAGCGUCACGAAGACGCUGACAUCAGCAGGCAUUAAAAAUAACGAUCCGACGAGGCCAAAAACGAGCGAUGGAACAUUUCGCUCUUAUGGAAGCAGAAUGAAUCCACCAGAAAUACCUAAGCAGAAUCUGCCUGCCAGCAGACAAAGGCAAACUCUAUUAAAAAAUCGCCGAGAAACUCCAGGUAGUAACAGUCCAACAUGUCAAAAGAGAGGUCCAAAUACUAAUCCAUCUCCGCCAAGGCAGCCUUUGGCCAGAAAUAAUAGAGUAACGUCUCGUCCACCGAGUCCUAUGUCUUCCUCACAGUAUAACACGGAAUCGUUGCAAAGGCCUACCUCGAGAAAACCUCAUUUAAGUCCCAACCGACCUCAGUCUGUACACUCACCACGAGUUAAAAGCCCAUGCGCAACCCCGAGGACGAACCUCACUUUGCAAAAGACCUGCACCAACGCCGAAAAAAUUAAAAAUACGAUUGAACAGCAGUUGAACAUGGAAGAAUUGAAUUCGGACAAAACAGAUACCCCCUGCCUAGAAGGGAACGAAUCUGAGAACAUGCCUUCAAGUUGUCCAGAAACACCGAAUUCCCCGGCUUCUCGUGAAGCAUGUGAGGAACCUUCCUUGCAGACUCCACCCACGAGCCCUACUACCAGAAAAGUAGGCCAUCCUUUAAGAAAUAUGACUUUGAAAGAGUUCCAAAACAGAAGACAGAAAUGUUCAACUAUGGCGAACAGCUUAGAGAAUUCGGCCGGUACAAGCGCGGGUAAAAGCGACAAAUCUGCCUACAAGCCGCCUUGGGUUAGAAAUUCGAAAGAGUCUCCAACUCACAAGCGGCCAGAAAGUCCCAUCUUUCAAAAACCGAAAACCCCGGUUUCACCUCGAAAAAGCCCAAGCCCGGCUAGGCAAACGAAGCCGAGUGAUGACUAGCCAGUGCGCGGACAAGAAAAUAGGCGUUAAUUUAAUUGCUGAAGCCCGGUGGAAGAGAAGAAGUAGCUCUUCGGACUGUUAAUCCUGCCAUAAAUCGUGCAUGGAGAACAGUUCAUAGCCUUUAAUGCUCGUGCAAUGUUUGUCUCCGACGAAAAAAACAAACAAUUAAAUCUAUAUUUUCCAUCUA